Messenger RNA from Dunckerocampus dactyliophorus (ringed pipefish), 4154 nucleotides. It is a transcript of the gene lonrf2, whose product is annotated as LON peptidase N-terminal domain and ring finger 2. The transcript is spliced from 12 exons. The record is from RefSeq and is a predicted model, not a curated record. Bases 762 to 3065 code for a protein of 767 amino acids. Gene Ontology annotation, molecular function: protein binding. Lineage: Eukaryota; Metazoa; Chordata; Actinopteri; Syngnathiformes; Syngnathidae.
GCCUGUCACGUGACGGCCCUCAGCAGUCUUUGGGCGAAGUGGACACGAAAGACAGCAAGGAGCGUUAGCCUCCUGGGCUACCGACGGGGUUAACAACACGGCGACAACUUGGCUGUUCUGGGUGGUUGGUCGACGACGUUCUUAUAGGUCGGGACUUGACUCGGAGUAGCUUCGUGUGUGGAGGGCCACAAAGCGGCUCGCUCGACAUUAGCUUCGGUUUAGGUAGCUAGCCUAGCGUCUUUCAUAAAACAGCUCGCUCCGUUUCAAACAUGAUAGAUAUAACGCCAACUUUAAUGCACAAUUGUUUUAAAAUGUGAGCGAUUUUUAUUCGUUUAACCGAGAGCUUGAGUUAGCGCUGCGGUGGACAAGUUUAAGCUUCUUAUUUGCUAAACCCGGAGGAUUUCACCUCCCAGCUUUAAUGGCUGUGUAUUGAUCCAAAGUGUGCGCUAUAAAAUAAAAUAUAGUUUAUAGUCAAAUUGCCGGUCCUAAAAUUGUGUUUAAACAGUAGAAAGUAGAACAACACGGAAAUAGAAGCGAUAGGGAGUUCCGCUGGGUGGGAGGAGGAGCGACGGCAACCAACUACAUUACAAAGUAUCUGCCGUGUUGAUCCAGAAUGAAUCCGAAUCUGCUCCCAAUGGGCAGUAGUGGACCGCAUUCCGGUGUUCGCUUUGGCGACAGGGAGCUUCAUUUCGGAAUAUGAUUCUCGUCUUUUCUAGAGUCUCUUCGAAUUUAUUAGUCGAGUAGAAACCUGUAAGGGGGGCAUGGAGGUCAGGUACCAGCAGGGUGAGCUCCUCGUCCACCCUCUCUCCAACCCGGCAGCCCCCGGGAUCUGCCCAGAGAUGCUGGAGGUAGCAGAGGAAGCCACCCGGGCAGGGGACUUCAGUCUGGCGGCCGAGAUUUACAGCUCGCAACUGUCCGACCUCCAGCAGCCGGACAGGGGCUUGUGUCUGAGGAAGGCAGACACUCUGGUGCGCGCCGGGAGGAUUUCGGAGGCGCUGGACUCUUACUGUGCGGCGGCCAACCUGGGCAAGUUGCAUCCGGAGGAGCUGCCGCUGCUGGUGGAGAACAUCGCCCGCAGCCUCCGCGACAAAGAGCCGGGCCUCCGAAGCAGCAGCAGCGGGGACAGUGGGGAAGACUGCGACGGGGAAUGCACCGAGGACGAGACUCUGGACUUGUUCUCCUGCGGCGUGUGCAGAUGUCUUCUCCAUGAGCCCUCCACCGUGGAGUGCGGGCACACGUUCUGCAAACGCUGCCUGGAGAGGGACUCUGUCACGGACUGUGUGCACUGCAAACAGGCCAUCAUGAGGAAAGAGGGGUUGCCCAACGGACGGAGACUCGACGUGGUCCUCAGCGGCCUGUUGGACAAGCUAUUCGCCACCGAAAGCAGGGCCCGGAAGCUGUGGAUCGAAGGGGAGGUUCUGUGGCACAACCACAACCUGACCGAGGCCCUGCAGAAGUACGACGAGGCCGUGGAUUUGGCGCCCUCUUUAGGCAGGCUGCUGUGCCAGCGGGCUGAGCUGCACCAGGAGAUGGAGAGCUCCAGCCAGGCUCUGCAGGACGCCAGCAGCCUCUGCAGGAUGAAGCCUCUCUGGCCAAAGGCUCACUACCUGAAAGCCACAACGCUGAGCCAAGCGGGUCGCAAUGAUGAGGCCUUGCAGGAGUAUUUGUUGUGUGUGGCUCUCAAGCCUAAUUGGACCAAAGUGAAACUGGAAGCUCAGAAGGUCCUCAGCGAGCUCUUCUCCUCCGUGUUCGAGAACCAAGACCUGCCGACGCCGCUGCACCCUCUGCAAGGCGGCAUAGCCUCGCGCCUCAUCAAGCCACCCGCACUGCUGAGGUCGCUCAGGCCGCUCACACAGAAACCUGCUUCAUCCUUGCAGGACUCUGAUUUGUGUAUGACUAAAAGCGCCUCCCCGGACGAGUCGUCUUCCAGGCUCUCUGCCGUCUCUCCUUGGAAAUCGGACUCUUGUGCAGUUGGAGAGAGCAGCAAGAGCCUGGCUACUGCACUGGCCACAGUACCAGCACCCCCUACUGGUGUGAAGAGGAAGCAAAGUGAUGACGCAUCCCUGGCAGCCUUCUACCCACCCUCUAAACUGCUCAAACCUGGCGAGCCCAGCAGCAUUACGACCGCAGCAGGAAGGAGGAGCGUUCCAAUGGACCUAUUGGACAGUGGUGACAUGGAGUGUUCUCUCUGCAUGAGGUUGUUUUACGAGCCAGUGGCCACGCCCUGCGGACACACCUUCUGCCUCAAGUGUUUGGAACGCUGCCUUGACCACAACCCCAACUGCCCUCUGUGCAAGGAGAAUCUAUCAGAGUAUUUGGCCACCAGAGGCUACAACAAGACACUGCUGAUGGAGGAAGUGCUGCAGCGGUACCUCAGCAAUGAGCUGGCGGAAAGGAAGAAAAUCCACGAAGAGGAGAUGAAGGAGCUCUCAAACCUGAACCAGGAAGUGCCCAUCUUUGUGUGCACCAUGGCCUUCCCCACCAUACCGUGUCCGCUGCACGUGUUCGAGCCUCGCUACCGCCUCAUGAUCCGCCGCUCCAUGGAGACGGGCACCAAGCAGUUUGGCAUGUGCAUAGCGGAUGAGCUCAAAGGCUUCGCCGACUAUGGCUGCAUGCUGCAGGUGCAAGAUGUUAAAUUCUUCCCUGACGGCCGCUCCGUGGUGGAGACGGUCGGGGUGUCUCGCUUCAAAGUCUUAAGUCAUGGCCAAAGAGAUGGCUACCAUACUGCCAAAAUAGAGUACCUGGAGGACAAAAAGGUGGAAGGGGAGGAGCUUGCUGAGCUGCUGAAGCUUCAUGACGCCGUGUACGAGCAGGCCGACAACUGGUUCACUUCGCUCAAAGACAACAUGAAGAGUCAGAUCCUCAGCCACUUUGGACACCUGCCCAGCAAAGACCCAGACCCUCAGGCAAGUCCCAGCGGGCCGGCCUGGUGCUGGUGGCUGCUUGCUGUCCUUCCGCUGGAGAACCGGGCCCAGCUCACCAUCCUGGCCAUGACCACCCUCAAGAGCCGCCUCAUCGCCAUUCGCAAGGUCCUCAUCUUUGUCACGCGGAAGAGGCCGCGAUGAUGAGGCACCAGCGGGGAACACCCCCCCACCCUCACCCCCAAAAACACCGCCGGGCGGUUGUGCACAUCCAUGCAGUCACUUUUUUUUUGUAUUUACGUGUGUUUUGGACUCCUGCUUCCUGCAUUUGUCUCUUCAUUGGACGCUGCUUCUCUUCUCUCUGUUGAUUGACUGAGCUUGGUCACAUGACUAAAAGCAGCGGCAGCAGCAGCGUCAUCCUCUACUGUACAGAUCCACAGACCUUUACAAACGGGAAGCAAAAAACGAAUGUACUGACAGGGCGAACGUUUCGGCGAGGCGCUCGCAUCGCCUUGGGCGACAUCAAAUCUUCCUGCUGUCUCAGCUGACUGAUAACGUGUGCCGCCUCUUCUUGUAGCAUAUCCUAGUAUCCAAUGUACGCUUUUUUUUUUGUUACGCCGCCAAACUCUAUAUAAGAUUUUCACAGCGCACUUUUAUCUGCUGUCUUUUCCCUGACAAAAAAUGUUUUGAUUGGAAAGUGGCGCCCCCUGGUGUUAACACGAAGCAACUUUUUUUUAUGCUUGAAUGUGACGUCAGUUUUGGAGCUUCAUUGUGUAUAUUCAUGUAACAUGGAGGCCUUGUUUGUGUUCACUUUCACAGUGCAUUUACAAACACACGCCUGGAGGCCCGGUGCUUCCUUCAUUGUAGACUUCUUGAAUGUUUCCCCACUCGUGAAGCAUCUGUAGCAGCUUCUUGUGGAGUCUUGGACAAAUAUAAGAAUCACGCUUGGCACCAAUUGUUAGAUGGCAGUGCUGAUGAUGAAAAUAAUGCAAAUUUGAAGGGCCCAUCUGCGAGUGCAUCAGAACCAGGGCAGAAUGCCAAUGGGGCGCAAACUGGCCUAUAAUGCACGUGAGGCGUGGAACUUCUCACUUCAUUUCCCCCAAAGUCGGGCCAUGGGUUGCUAAGGAGUGUCAUGUAAAUUUACCGCACACUCUUCUGUCCUUCCAAAUGUUUGUCACCAUCCUCCCUGUCGUUUUGGGUGGGCGUUCACAACAUGCUGUAUUUACCUGAGAUAUUUGUAAAGGGAGGUCUUGUAUCUAUUUUUUAUUGCCAAUAGAGACAACCAAAUCAUGU